UUGCUUCUUGUUUGUGUCACAUUCCUGCAGUUGCUGUGAGACGUGGGGCCAGAAUCCUCUGAGAGUCUGGAUGACACUUCAGCGCGUGUCCGUUCACACAUGUCACACAAGCUGGUCCGCUGUCACAUCCAGAGAAAUGAGCUGAGCUCCUGCCGUGACGCAGCAGAGUGCGCGUCCUGCUGGGAGGGGGCCCAUGUGACCCUGGGCGUCUCGCUCGCUCCCGCCUAUGUGUGUGUGUCUGUGCGUGCCAGUAAUGUGUGCGCACAGGAUUUUCUUCUGAUGUCGUCAUCCUCAACUUUGGAGUGAGGCCAGAAGCGUCUUCUUAAACCUGGACUUUGUGUGUGAGUGUUCUUCUACUUCUGUCUUUGUGAGAACCUGCAUGAGUGUGGCAGGUCCUCACUUUGUCAAGGCUCAGUUUGAGGGUUAAAACUCCAGAACAGCUGAGUUAUUAUAACUGGGCUCCAGUCUGGUUCAGAGUCAAGGUGAAGUUUAGCCAUGUGUUUUGGAUGGUUAGGUGCAGGGGGAGAGGCUGGGGGGAGGAUGGUGGCCAGGGGAGGUCCUCACAAAGACAGAAGGGUGUGAGAUGUGUACAUACAUGUGGCUCAGAAGGUUCCAGUCAGAUUGUGAGUGCAGAGUUGGGACCUGAAAGCCGAGCUGAAGGCGGAGGUCAGCUGACCGCCAGCUGCCGGGCGUAUCCCCACAGAGAGCGCUGACGCCCGAGAUGAAGAAGGAAAUGAGCGACAAUGACUCCAUCACUCAGGACGUAGUGGGAAACGCCCACAUCGAGAAUUACGCGCUCAAGUUGUUCAUGUACGCCGACAACGAGGACCGCGCCGGGCACUUCCACAAGAACAUGAUCAAGUCUUUCUUCACCGCCAGUCUCCUGCUGGACGUCCUGUCCGUGUUCGGUGAACUCUCAGAGGAGAACGUCCAGCAGAGGAAGUAUGCGCGAUGGAAAGCCACUUACAUCCACCAAUGUCUGAAGAACGGAGAGACGCCGCAGUCAGGUCCCAUGGCCUUGGAGCAGCUUGAUGAAGCAGCUGCAGGUGAAGAUGAUGAGCCAGGUUUCUCUCGAGGAGGGUCCUUCAGCGGACCUCCGUUAGACCCCAACCCGGCUCCAAUCGGUUUCAACCCCGCCCCAGACUCUUCGAACAUCAACAGCAUCCACGUUCAACCGGGUGCCCACGCCCCAGCCAACACUCCUGCGGACCUGCACCCGCCACCAGAAGCAGCCAAACCCGUCCCAACACCACGGACAGCGACCAACCUGGCGCCAUCCUCUCCGGACCCUCAGCCAGGUGGGUUCCAGCUCACACCCGAGGACUUCACUCAGGCUCAGAAGUACUGCAAGUACGCCGGCAGCGCCCUCCAGUACGAAGACGUCAACACCGCCGUCCAGAACCUGCAGAAGGCCCUGCGGCUGCUCACCACCGGCCGAGAGUGACGUUUUGGGAGUCAAUAAACUUUGCGAUAUAA
Synchiropus splendidus (mandarinfish) is the source of this 1476-nucleotide messenger RNA. RefSeq names its product vesicle (multivesicular body) trafficking 1 (gene vta1). Gene Ontology annotation, biological process: late endosome to vacuole transport via multivesicular body sorting pathway. The coding region runs from base 722 to 1444 and encodes 240 amino acids. The record is from RefSeq and is a predicted model, not a curated record. The transcript has 7 exons. NCBI's taxonomy places the organism in Eukaryota, Metazoa, Chordata, Actinopteri, Syngnathiformes, Callionymidae. Gene Ontology annotation, cellular component: multivesicular body.